GAAGAAGAAAGUGUGGAAUCAAGCAUGGAAACGCACAUGAGUAGUUGAAAUAUGUUAGAUUUUACUGUAAAUUACUGUCUUGUCUUAAAUCUACUCCAGCGACGUAAAUAAUCCAACAGUUCACGUUCUCAGCGGAGCGUUUAGGUAGCCUCGGUCACCAUGCCCGUCUUGUGCAGCAGCUGCGAGCAGAAACGAGCCGUGCUGAAGCGGCCCAAAACGGGCCAUUCCCUCUGCAAGGAGUGCUUCUUCUGGGCCUUCGAGGAGGAGGUGCACCAGACCAUUGUGUCGGCGCGGCUCUUCAGCCCUGGGGAGACGGUGGCCAUCGGGGCCUCAGGCGGAAAGGACUCCACCGUGCUGGCCCAUGUUCUGAAGGUGCUCAACGAGCGCUACAGCUACGGGCUGAAGCUCCUGCUGCUCUCCGUGGACGAGGGCAUCACCGGUUACCGCGACGACUCCCUGGAGACCGUGAAGAGGAACCAGCAGCAGUACGACCUGCCGCUGAAGAUCGUGUCCUAUGAGGAGCUGUACGGCUGGACCAUGGAUGCCAUUGUCAAGCAGGUCGGACUGAAGAACAACUGCACCUUCUGUGGGGUCUUCCGCAGGCAGGCGCUGGACAGGGGGGCCAUGAUGCUGAAGGUGGAUAAGAUCUGCACAGGUCACAACGCGGACGACGUGGCGGAGACGGUGCUGAUGAACGUACUGCGGGGCGACAUCGCCCGGCUGCGACGGUGCACAGCCAUCAGCACAGCCAGUGAGGGGGAGGGCGCGGUGCCCCGGUGCAAGCCCCUCAAGUACGCCUAUGAGAAGGAGAUCGUGCUCUACGCCUACUUUAAGAAGCUGGACUACUUCUCCACCGAGUGUGUCUACUCCCCCAACGCCUACCGCGGCCACGCCCGGGCCUUCCUAAAGGACCUGGAGGCGGUGCGGCCCAGCUCCAUCAUCGACGUCAUCCACUCCGGGGAGAACCUGUCAGUGCGGGAGGGCGUGCGCAUGCCGGUGCAGGGCAGCUGCGGCCGCUGCGGAUACAUCUCCAGCCAGGCGCUCUGCAAGUCGUGCGUGCUGCUGGAGGGGCUGAACCGCGGCCUACCGAAGCUGGGCAUCGGCAAACACCACCGGCUGCACGGCAAGAUCCUGGCCCAGGAACCCCUCACCCAGGAGGAGGAGCGCAAGCUCAAGGCUGUGGACUUCUGAUUGGACGAUAACAGAGUGACCUGAAACCUUCACAUUGCACACGGCCUUCCACAUUCAUAAUACUGGGAGAAAUUAAACUCCUCCCAUGAGAAGAACUUGCUCGCUGAUGGCUGACGUUUUGUUGAAUGACUUUUUGGAGAAUUCAGUAAAGAAGAGACAGUCAUUUCAAAGGGGAAGGAGUAGGAAUAAUCAAUACUUAUACCUCGGUUGACAAAGUCACUGUGCUCCAUAAGGUCAUUCUUCUGUCAGAAUUUUAGUUCGUAGAUAUAAAUAAGAUGUUUUGUGUAAGGGUGUGUUACAGGACUUUAGAAAAUCAAGACAAAUAGCAAUAUAUUGUUAAGCACAAAAGAAAUUUUGUCAAAUGCACCUUAAACAUGGAAUGCAUAUUUAUUCUGUAAAACACACAUUGAACACACAUUAAGAUGUCAUUAAAACAACUCACAUUUCACAUUCUGUGCUCGUGCUAGAAUUGCCACUGCCUUAGCCAGCUGUUACUGUCAUUAGCAGUUAACGUGCUGCACUGAAGUUUUCUCAUUUUCUGCUUGGUUUGAAGUUGUUUCUAAUUGUCAGCUGCGCUAACCUCAGCAAACCUGCCACUUUGCAUUUCACAUCUCCUGAUGCUGUACUCUUCAUGAUCUGCAUUGUAGAAUCUGGAGAAAUUAAUGCCCAUGUCAUCUUUUACCCAGGGAAUGCCACUUGAAGUCUCAUUAGAUGGCUGUUUAUAUGUUGUCUUUACUCUAAUUACUAAUAUUCA
Messenger RNA from Megalops cyprinoides (Indo-Pacific tarpon), 1945 nucleotides. RefSeq names its product cytosolic thiouridylase subunit 1 homolog (S. pombe) (gene ctu1). Gene Ontology annotation, biological process: tRNA wobble position uridine thiolation. NCBI's taxonomy places the organism in Eukaryota, Metazoa, Chordata, Actinopteri, Elopiformes, Megalopidae. Bases 160 to 1191 code for a protein of 343 amino acids. The record is from RefSeq and is a predicted model, not a curated record. Gene Ontology annotation, molecular function: tRNA binding. Gene Ontology annotation, cellular component: cytosolic tRNA wobble base thiouridylase complex; mitochondrion. The transcript has 3 exons.